Molecule: messenger RNA, 6313 nt
Organism: Drosophila grimshawi
Lineage: Eukaryota; Metazoa; Arthropoda; Insecta; Diptera; Drosophilidae
Gene: Ac13E
Product: adenylate cyclase type 9
Exons: 6
Coding region: 784-6024 (1746 amino acids)
Biological process (GO): adenylate cyclase-activating G protein-coupled receptor signaling pathway; cyclic nucleotide biosynthetic process; intracellular signal transduction
Molecular function (GO): adenylate cyclase activity
Source: RefSeq, a predicted model, not a curated record
CGCUUCAUUUUGCAUAAGUGCCGCAAAAUGCGCGCGUGUUUCAGUUUCCAUUUUCUGUUGUCAUUUGUUGCUGCUGGCCAAGUGAAUUCGCAUUUGCAUUAAUUACCCACACAAGUAUAUAUAUAUAUAUGUUCGCUCGUCUCCCAUGAUACUCAAUAAGUACUUAAUAUUCAAAAAAUAAAAUAAAAAAAAAAACCGAAAUAAUUUCAUUCAGCCAAACAAACUUGACAACAAUAAAUAAUAAAAACUAAACUACAAAACUGAACGUGGUCCGUCGCUGAGGGACGACGUCGUCGUGUGCGAUAAGCAAACCAAAGCAACAACAACUGCAACAAGCAAAGUGUGUGUUUAUUUUAUUUUCAUUGAAGUUGCAUUCUUGCCAGCGUCACUGCAACUGCGUUAACAGCAGCAGCAGCAACAAUAACAGCAGCAGCAACAACAACAACAGCAGCAACAAUAACAGCGACUGCAGCGUUAAAAGUUAGGAUUUGUUUCAAACCAUGCGGCGAUGAGGCGGUCAGCAGCUGGAAAUAUGCCGUGCCACUUGUUGCAUGAAGGUUCCAUGCAGCAAAAGCAAAAGCAACAGCAGCAGCAACGAACUUGCAUUAGGUAUCCCGAAUGUUACUCAUUCGCCAUGUCUCGCCAGGAUGCAACUGUAGCAUGGUGCAGCAGCAGCUGCCAUCGAUUGCAGCUAAGAAGCCCUGAAUAAUUCAACUAUUACCAAUCAACAAAUAAUUAACAACAACAAACAAACGAACAAAGUCGGCAGCAACAUAACCCAAAAUGUCUGAGUCGCGUCGGCAGUCAGUCAGCUUUACGGCAAUGCCACCGGGUGUUCUAGUCAACGAUAGCCGGGCCAAUUCCUCCGAUGACAUACAAAUCGCCCUAGCGCCGCACAUCCAAACCUAUCUAAGUCAAACCGGACGCCGGCACUCCUGCUGCAGCGUCAUGCUGCCGGUGGCCUUUGAGCGAGCAGCCGCCAAAUCAUGGCUAGAUCCCAAAUUCGAUUCACCUGUGCUCGAGGAGCAGUUCCAAGCCAGCGUUUUUCCACACAUUCGCAUGCGAUACAGAUUCACAUUGUCGUACAUUUUACUGUGCUCUGUCGUGUGGUGUGCGUAUUUUGUGAUCGAUGGCGGCUCGGAGGACUUUUGGCGUCCCAUCUCAACGUCGUUUUCAAUGAUGUCACUGGUGACGAUAAUGGCCAUGUGCUUCACACACUGGGAACUGUACAAGCAGCACAGGAUCUUGACGUCGGCGUUGACAGCAUUAAUCCUGUGCAGCGCCUCGCUGGCCUUUCUCACGUACACGGGCAGGGCGUUCAGUCCAUUAGGUCACUUUGCCAUCUGCCUAGAGAUCGUACUGCUCAUCUAUACAGCGCUGCCCAUGCCGCUCUGGCUAUGCGCCAGCACUGCAAUCUUCUAUUCGAUAGCCUUCGAGCUUGUCUCCCACAUGGUCAUCGGGCUGAGUGCUGUGCAUAGCACAACAACGGAUAUAGCUGCCAUCACAGGAGAAGGAGAAGGAGGAGCAGGAGUAACAGCUGAAGGUGGCAGCGAUCCCAGCCACAAGAUACUAAUGCUAAGAAUCCUGUCGCACUUGAGUGUGCACCUGGUGGGUGUGCAUGUGCUGGUCAUGAAUCUGGUGCGGAUGCGCGGCACCUUUAUGAAGGUGGGUCAAAAUCUGCUGGUUCGCCGCCAGCUGGAAAUGGAGAAGCAGCUCAAGGAGAAGAUGAUACACUCUGUGAUGCCGCCCAAGGUGGCUGACAUGCUGCUCAACAAGGGCGGCGAUCCGAAUCAGAUACCGGAAUCCCAUUACAUGCGUCCACGCGCCUCCCACGGUGUGAAGUCACUGUUCCGGCCAUUUCAUAUGCACAGCAUGGAGGAUGUUAGCAUCCUGUUCGCCGAUAUUGUCGGCUUCACGCGGAUGUCCUCAACCAAAACGGCCGAGCAGCUUGUCGAGAUUCUGAACGAUCUCUUCGAACGCUUCGAUGACCUCUGCACUCUUAGCGGUUGCGAAAAGAUCUCCACCCUGGGUGAUUGCUAUUAUUGCGUAUCCGGCUGCCCCGAGCCCCGUGCCGAUCACGCCAUCUGCUGCGUAGAAAUGGGUCUUGGCAUGAUUGAAGCCAUGCGCUGCUUCGAUGCUCAGCGCCACGAGGGCGUCAAGAUGCGCGUCGGUGUCCACACUGGCACCGUACUCUGCGGCAUUCUGGGCACCGGACGCGUCAAGUUCGAUGUAUGGAGCAACGACGUCAACCUGGCCAAUAAAAUGGAAUCUUCAGGGAAGCCAGAGCAGGUGCACAUUUCGCAGGAGACGUCGAGCUUUCUGGGCGACGCAUACUACCUUGAAGAGGGAGAGGAGGUCUUUGGUCAUCGCACCUACUUUGUGGUUGGGCGCCGUCGGGACAUAUCGCGCACCAAUAGCUUGAGGUCGUGCAUAACGGUUACUGCCCCUGGCGUCAGUUCGCUUAUGCUACCUGGAGCAGGAGCAGGAGCAGGUGGUCAUGGCGGGCUUGCAUCGUUAUCGCAGAGUGCGACGAGCAUAUCGGUGGUGCAUUCACAUGUGCCACCCGCCUCGCCAGUGGGUCAGCUGUCCAACUCGCUGAAGUCCUCGCCGGUGCUCUCAAUGCGGCCACGCCUCACCUCGCUGAGCAUUAAGCAGCGCAACAAGUCCCAGUCGCACAGCCGCAACCGAGAUGUGGAGCGCGGCAUUAUAAAUCCAAUUGCCACUGGUAUACCGCCGGUGAUUGUGGUGCGCGAGAGGCCCAAGAUUAUUAUAACGACCAAAUCGCUGCCGGACAGCCUUGAUUCCGAUGAACAGCAGCCAGCCAUGGAGCAGCAAAAGGAACAGCAGCAGCAACAGUCCGGAACACGUUCCAAUUUCAAGCUCAAAGUGCUAAAAAUAACCAAGUUUCUGAAACUGAAUCCAAGUCGCAAGGAUAAAGUAGAGGGCCCCGAUAAGAAGCCAAUCCGCACGAACUCAAGUUGCUUGCCAGCGCCCGGCGAUGAAACGGUGGCAUUCAUUGAGCCAGCUGCAGCGCCAGUCUUGAACGGCUGCGGCUAUCAACAGCUGCCCGUCCUGGUCGAGACGACGUGCAGCACACGGUUGGGCAGCACCCAAAAGCUGGACAUACCCAUGUCGCGGCCAGUGCUGCAUCACGCGGCCACUUCGACGGCCCUCUCCAGCAAUAAUAUCCUGCGAUCCCCCGAUGCCAAUGCGGCAGCGACAUCUGGACACACGGCCAGCGGCGUCGGUAUUGGUGGCAGCUGCUGCUCACCGGGCCAGUAUUCCAUGUACGAUGACAUCAUCGAUGUGCGCUCCUACAUCAGCCAGUCGCGCAGCGACAUAUCUCCCUUUGGCCGGACGGGCAGCUAUCGAUCCCAAUGCGGCCGUCAGUCAGCGGCUCCAUCGGUCGGUCAAUCCGUGGAGCAAUCACCCUUGCCACGCCCGCGCGCCUCAACACUCUCAGUGGGACGAGCACCACUCGGCACUGAGCCCAGCACCAGUGCCAAUGCCAAUGCCAAUGCCAAUCCUACGUCCAGUGGCAAUCCUUGCUGCUUGCCAGCACCCGCACCUGGCGCCAGUGCAACGUAUACGCAUUCGCGUAACUCGAGCAUUUGGCCGGAUGGCUUGAGCAUCUGCCCGUCGGCGACGUCGCGCAAGGAUUCGGGGAUUAAGAGUAAUUCGCGACGCAGCUCGAUACAGCAGCAGAUCUAUGCGCUGAAUCAGUCGGCGAUUAGCCAGCAUCGCGUCUCCGGCUACUUUACCAGCUCCACGUCAAGCAUUUCGAAUCUUGGGGAGGCGGGGGCGUUGCCGUUUCCAUUGCCACCGCCACCGCCAGCAGCGGCAUCGAUGGCGCCGCAGAUGGUUGAUCCGCUGGCCGCAUGCCUGCAGCAGCUGCGCAAACAAUCCGAUCUGCAACUGAUACGCUGUGUGCGAGACAACGAUCUCUCGCAGCGCAGCUAUCUGGUUAAGCCGCCGUUGCACGGCUUCAGCUUGUACUUUGAGUCGCGUGAGCUGGAGAACGACUUCCGGUCCAAGGCGCAUCGUUUUGGCAGCGAGAACGAGACGGAGGGGCCGCCGACACUGGCCACGCCCCGCUACAACACAUACAUUGACAUCUUUGUGGGCAUCGCUGUCUAUCUGUGCAUAUCGAUAUCGCUCUUCCUGAUGACCCAGAACACGGUGACGCCCAGCUUUCGCCUGUGGGUGACGCUCUUCUCCUGCUUCACAGCCAUCCAGGUCUUUGCGCUCUUCCUCUUCACGCGCCAAAUGUGCCGCCGCCAUGGCACCCGUACGCGCUCCAAGUCCGCUGCCAGUGCAAGUGGUGGCAACAGCGAUGUGGCAGCUGCAGCCGCAGUCGCAGCAGCAGCAGUUGCUGCAGCUGCUUCUGAUACGCAGGUGCCCGUGCAGCAGGAGCAGGACCAGGAACAGGAGCUCGAACAUUUUGAAUCAUGCGCGGAUCGCAUCUUCGAGGCAAUAUCCAGCUGGUAUCCCUGGCACAUCUGUUUGGCCGUACUCAUGGCCAUGCCCGUCGUCCUGAUCAUCGCCAACUUUCUGCUGCUCGAUCUCACACAACUGGAGGCAUUCGAGUAUCAUUACGGAUUCCUGAUCUUCGUCUGCAUCGUGCACUUCUGCAAUUUUACGCAGCUCAAUUGUUGGAUGCGCAACGUAUUGGCCUUAAUGGCCGCUCUUUGUUUCGUUGGCAUCGCCGUCUCGCAGCUGACCGUCUACUCCAGACGGUCGGUGAGUGACGCGGAUCAGGAACUGGAGCCGGAUCUGAGCAGCACGGCGGCAGCGUCAUUCAUCUUUGAGGAGAUCAAAUGGUUUGAUGACUACCACGUUGAGAUCUAUUUGGAUCUGUUGCUGAUACUGGUGCUGGUCUGGUUUCUCAAUCGUGAAUUCGAGAUCGGCUAUCGGCUGACCUUCUAUGGCAAUGCACGCGCCAACCAGGACAAAAUACGUGUGCAGAACAUGAAGAACCAGGCGGAUCUGCUCCUCCAUAAUAUCAUACCCAAGCAUGUAGCUGAGCAUCUCAAGAAUACGGCCAAGUACUCGGAAAAUCAUCACAACAUCGCCAUCAUCUUUGCGUCCAUUAUCAACUUCAAUGAGAUGUACGAGGAGAGUUACCUGGGCGGCAAGGAGUUUCUCCGUGUGCUGAACGAGCUCAUUGGCGACUUUGAUGAGCUGCUAUCGAUGCCGAAGUUUCGUGCUGUCGAAAAGAUUAAGACGAUCGGAUCCACUUUUAUGGCUGCCAGCGGCUUGGAUCCAUCGCAUCGGGGCACCGGCGAUGAGCACAUCCACACCCUAAUGGAGUUUGCCAUCGAAAUUCAGCGGGUAGUUAAUGAGUUCAACAACCAUCUGCUCAACUUCAAGCUGAUCCUGCGCAUUGGCAUGAAUAUUGGCGAUGUGGCUGCCGGGGUUAUUGGCACCAGCAAACUCUACUACGAUAUUUGGGGCGAUGCUGUCAAUGUGGCCUCCCGCAUGGAUACAACGGGUCUGCCCAAUCGCAUACAGGUUGGCAAGGAUUGCCUGCCCUUUCUAUCCCCCUUGUAUGAGUUCAAGUCGCGUGGCUUCGUUCCCGUCAAGGGCAAGGACGAUAUGGAGGUGUUUAUCUUUACCGGACGUCAGUCGCAGCCGGAGGAGGAGCAGGAGGAGCAGCCCACCCUUAACGCAGAACUAAAUAAAAACAAAUGUGAAGAUAACGAGGAGGAACAGCAAAAGUUGCAACAAAAUGAGACCGAAGAAAAUAAUAGGGAUGACGAGAAUGCUGACGAUGAUAAUGUCGAUGAUGUCAAUGAUGCCGACGAUGCCGAUAAUGAUGAUGAUGAUGAUGACGUUGAUGAUGAUGUCAAUGAUGAUGAUGAUGAUGAUGAAUGCGACAUACACUCCAGCGAAACAACAACGUUGUUCAAGUCACAGGAAUCGUUGAAUACAACACACUCGAAUGGCGGCAGCCACUUUAAUGCAGCAAACACAGCUGACACAAACAAAGUCAAAUCAAAUCGAAAUCAAAUCAAAUCAACUUAAAUUGUGGCUUGAAGCACUUGGAAAAUGGUUUCAAAGUUGCAUUUACUGACUGAACAAAAUGUUGGCCAAAACAGUAGCAGUAGCAUUAUCAGUUGCCACUGAAAUAUGUUCUUGGCGUGUUGAGAUUAUGUUGAAUAUCUAUGUAUAUCGUCUGUACAUUGUACAUAUAUAUAAAUAUUCAUGAAUAACAUAGAUCUGGAUUGAGCAAUGUGUAUGUUUAACUUGCAUUAGCCACUUAUUUAACAGUUAACUAACAAAAAGAACAAGAUCGACAUACAUAUUUUAACUG